This is a messenger RNA of Dicrocoelium dendriticum, 1642 nucleotides long. The record is from the annotation of a GenBank genome assembly. Lineage: Eukaryota; Metazoa; Platyhelminthes; Trematoda; Plagiorchiida; Dicrocoeliidae.
GGUGCCCAUGGUUUAUAUUUGGUGCCUCUGUAAAAUGUGAAACUAGUAUCUCAAGUUUCACUGAACUUGGAGACGACCACCAGAUGGAUGCUCUAACUACGCCGGCUGCUGCUACCAGAACUUUUUUUUCUCCAUCAGAUCAUUUAAGGGCUGCUGUUAAUGAACUGAAGUUUGGAUGGACUUUUCAGAUUUGGCCAACGUUCCCCCCGGACUCGGUUCUCUAUCUUCUCGGGCGAUCCUAUCAAACAAAAAACGGGAAGAAUAUGUGGAUAGCAUCACAAGCGUCGUCCCCUUACGGUAGAUAUUCGGAAUUCGCCGAUGACUUUGCGAGUCGUUUAUGGUUUACUUACCGAUCCGACUUUCCACAGCUAUGUACAGCAAACGAACCUCGCUCUUUAGAAUCCCACUCUUUGCCGCCCUUUUCGAUGGUUCAAAAUUUAGUUAUGCCCGAGAUGAAUAAUUCUGACAUUCCGGAAGCAAGGUCGCGAAGCUUACCCAUUGAAUCGAACUCAGAAACCUCGGUGGACUGUCUCGAAGUACCAGAAAUGGGGUACCAUGGAUCCUGUUCUGUCUCUGCAGCGGGUCUGUUCUCGGAUCCACCGAAUACCAAGCAAGACAAAAACGCUCGCAUCAUGCGUAAACUGAGCAGUUUUAUCCACGUGAAACGAUCACAUCGCAAGGUUUUGAUUCCGAUGUCAAUACAAACCUCAGAUUGCGGCUGGGGUUGUAUGAUUCGUUCGGGACAAAUGCUCCUGGCGCAUGCGCUUGUUCUUCACUUUCUUGGUCGUGACUGGAGAGUUUUCAGGAAAGGCAGUCCUAUUCGUACAUCGCAAAACCCUUUCUACCGCCAGAUCAUUCGCUGGUUUCACGAUUCAUGGUCACCUGAUGCUUUGCUUUCCCUACACCGCAUUGUCCAAGUGAGCAGUCGAUCCCCGGGGUCCUGGUUCGGUCCAGCUACCAUGUGCUCCGCUCUCAUCAAGGUCAUGGCGAACGCGGCAGUCCAGUCGGACACCCUGGCACAGAUUCAACUCUAUUUGGCUCGUGACAGGGUCAUAUAUCGCAAAAUUCAUGAGACCAGCUCCACACCUAAGUCGUUUCCAGUGAACGCGAUUUCCAUUACUUCGUCGAUGGCGAACUCCAAGUGGGAAUGUGACAGCGGGCGCGCGCGCACCAGAAACAAUAUAAGGAAGCGCCACUGGCUACGAAGUCUCUAAGCACUGCUGUGUGCCAUCCCGAGGCCCCAUCGAUAGUGACGGCAAGUAUCAGUCUGCCCAAGUCUUCUGGUCAGUUUCUUCACGUAUUUAUGUCCCGUCGUCGACUGGCUACCUUUUGCUUUAACUCAACUGGGUGCAGUGAUAGCAUUUAAUACAAGCGGAGGAAUGCGUUCAACUAGCAUACGGAGAAGCUGAUCUGGCCAUCCUAUGCGUUUCAACUUUAAUAGGCACUUCAAUGAAGAAGCAAAGGAUUUCCUGUCAGCUACUGUCCAGUCUCCUUGUGUUUCGCUUCAUUUUAAUCCCCUCUCUUCCCCCUGUCACGUUCUUUUUCUCAUCCGGUUAGUCCUUUAUCGGUCACUAAACCAACUAUCCAUUGGCGUUCAUCGAGCAUGUAUGCUGGAUUUGCCCAGACAAAACUGCUUUGCAAC